Molecule: messenger RNA, 3698 nt
Organism: Mandrillus leucophaeus (drill)
Lineage: Eukaryota; Metazoa; Chordata; Mammalia; Primates; Cercopithecidae
Gene: DCAF12
Product: DDB1 and CUL4 associated factor 12
Exons: 10
Coding region: 339-1703 (454 amino acids)
Cellular component (GO): Cul4-RING E3 ubiquitin ligase complex
Molecular function (GO): protein binding
Source: RefSeq, a predicted model, not a curated record
UUUCCGUGGCGACGCUGUCCAAAGUGCGGCUGCGCAAGGGUGACGGCGCGCGGGCAAGGGGGAGGGGGUGUUUUGGUUCUAAUCGCUCGCCGUCCUUCCAGGCUCUGCCGUCGGAAAGCUUCUAGUUCUCGCUUCACCUUCCCUCUCCUGGCCCCAGUCGUUCCUCUCUCUUUCCCUUCUUUCUGCCUUUUUUCUGCUGCCGCUCCGGGUCCGGGCCAUUUUCCGGGCCGGGCGCACUAAGGUGCGCGGCCCCGGGGCCCAGUAUAUGACCCGCCGUCCUGCUAUCCCUCUCUUCCCCUGCCCCAUGUGGCUGCGGGGCCGCGGCGGCGCUGCCCACUAUGGCCCGGAAAGCAGUUAGCAGGAAGCGGAAAGCGCCCGCCUCGCCGGGAGCUGGGAGCGACGCUCAGGGCCAGCAGUUUGGCUGGGAUCACACGCUUCACAAAAGGAAAAGACUUCCUCCUGUGAAGAGAUCCUUAGUAUACUACUUGAAGAACCGGGAAGUCAGGCUACAGAAUGAAACCAGCUACUCUCGAGUGUUGCAUGGUUAUGCAGCACAGCAACUUCCCAGUCUCCUGAAGGAGAGAGAGUUUCACCUUGGGACCCUUAAUAAAGUGUUUGCAUCUCAGUGGUUGAAUCAUAGGCAAGUGGUGUGUGGCACAAAAUGCAACACGCUAUUUGUAGUAGAUGUCCAGACAAGCCAGAUCACCAAGAUCCCAAUUCUGAAAGACCGGGAACCUGGAGGUGUGACCCAGCAGGGCUGUGGUAUCCAUGCCAUCGAGCUGAAUCCUUCUAGAACACUGCUAGCCACUGGAGGAGACAACCCCAACAGUCUUGCCAUCUAUCGACUACCUACACUGGAUCCUGUGUGUGUAGGAGAUAGAGAUGGACACAAGGACUGGAUCUUUUCCAUCGCAUGGAUCAGCGACACUAUGGCAGUGUCGGGCUCACGUGAUGGUUCUAUGGGACUCUGGGAGGUGACAGAUGAUGUUUUGACCAAAAGUGAUGCAAGACACAAUGUGUCGCGGGUCCCUGUGUAUGCACACAUCACUCACAAGGCCUUAAAGGACAUCCCCAAAGAGGACACAAACCCUGACAACUGCAAAGUUCGGGCUCUGGCCUUCAACAGCAAGAACAAGGAAUUGGGAGCAGUGUCUCUGGAUGGCUACUUUCAUCUCUGGAAGGCUGAAAAUACACUAUCUAAGCUCCUCUCCACCAAACUGCCAUAUUGCCGUGAGAACGUGUGUCUGGCCUAUGGUAGUGAAUGGUCAGUGUAUGCAGUGGGCUCCCAAGCUCAUGUCUCCUUCUUGGAUCCACGGCAGCCAUCAUACAAUGUCAAGUCUGUCUGUUCCAGGGAGCGAGGCAGUGGAAUCCGGUCCGUGAGUUUCUAUGAGCACAUCAUCACUGUGGGAACUGGGCAGGGCUCCCUGCUGUUCUAUGACAUCCGAGCUCAGAGAUUUCUGGAAGAGAGGCUCUCAGCUUGUUAUGGGUCCAAGCCCAGACUAGCAGGGGAGAAUCUGAAACUAACCACUGGCAAAGGCUGGCUGAACCAUGAUGAAACCUGGAGGAAUUACUUUUCAGACAUUGACUUCUUCCCCAAUGCUGUUUACACCCACUGCUACGACUCGUCUGGAACGAAACUCUUUGUGGCAGGAGGUCCCCUCCCUUCAGGGCUCCAUGGAAACUAUGCUGGGCUCUGGAGUUAAUGACAACUCCCCAAAUGCAGAGAUUUACACUAACUUCCAUCCUCAGUUUCCUUGUUUCUUCUGAUUUUUUUUUUCCUAAUUGUGUGAGGCUCUUGUGUUUUAGUGGGAACACCAAAGUUUGCCUAUAGUUUAGGCACUUAAUAGGAAGAAGCUCUGUACAGAAAUCUGAAGGUUGUUUGGUUUUUUGUUUUCCCCUUUGGUAAUCAAAAUUUUACUGUCUUUUAUUCUGGCUUUUCAACCAAACAUUGUUGCUAAUCCCUAUUUUUCUUUAAGUGACACACAUUCUCCCCUCUCUGGCUUCUUUAGGCUGAAAUGACAUAGUCAUUCUCACCCUUACUUCACUCUUGAGGGGUAGGGCUCCUUUAUAAUUAUAUGGUUGCUGUCAGACUUUCUGUGAAAGUUUGGGAGCUGUGUGUGUGUGAGAGAGAUCUUGUCUCUGUGUGUGUGUGUGUGUGUGUGUGUGUGUGUGUGAAUGUGUGAUCUUGUGUGCCUGUAGGUACUGUGUGUCACUGAAAUUACCUGGAGUGAGGAUUACUUGUAAUUAAAAUAUUUAUAAAAGAAACAACUUUAUUCACAGAGUCCAGCUUUGGGACUAGUCUGUAACUUGUUUUUUAAAGUCUAACAACACUGAUAAUAGGAAGUAAAAACAGAAAGGAAAAGAAAUUACCACUGGGAAAAUCUUUUGAGUUAGAUUGCAGGCUUCCUGGGGCCUCCUGUGCCAGGACUGCAAAGUGAUCCAGCCCUACCUGUCUUCCCACCUGUGUGUCCCCCGUGUGGGAAGCUGGUGUCACUUCCCCUUCCCACCCUCACAUCUGCUUAGCCAGUAGCCACACCCCUAAAACAUCAGACUCACUAUCCAGGUUCAGCUCUAGAGGCUGCAAAAGGCUUCAUGGGACUUGGUAAAGAGAAUCCCCAUCCUAGCUUCUCUCUCCAUCCCCUCAAGACCUGAUCUAGUGUUUAAGGGGCCUGGAGCUGGGAGUCUCAAGUCUGCUAAGGUUCACAUCCAUAGUCCUCUUGGCUUUGAGGAGAAUCCUCUCUGCCAUUCUUCCAAUCUCCUCAAUGGGUUUUGCUUUUAUUUUCUAAAUUGGGUUAAGUCUAAGAAGGUGGGGGUGAGCAGGGGGUUUAUCUGUGUGUAGUGAGUGCUUCAUGUGUGGAAUAUUCAUUUUCCCACUUCUGCGGGACUUGGGGUUGAAGCCACCCCUCCUACUCUGCUGGCUUAGCCCUGAGAUGGUGACAGGCUGGCCUGCAGUCAGCGUCAUUGUGCAUGUAACAGCAUCGAUGUGAUUAGUAAUUUGUCUGUUCCUCCCUUGAACUGUCUGUUUAGUCUGGGGUUUUUUAACUUGCAGGCGACUGACUGUGAUGUCCACUUGUUCCUUGAUUUUUACACAUCAUGUCAAAGAUAACAGCUGUUCCCACCCACGAAUUCCUCUAAGCACAUACUCUGCUUUUCUGUCAACAUCCCAUUGUGGGGAAAGGAAAAGUCAUAUUUAUUCCUGCACCCCAGUUUUUUAACUUGCUCUCCCAGUUGUCCCCCUCUUCUCUGGGUGUAAGUAGGGAAAUUGGAAAAAAAUAAUAUAUAUAUCCUCCUUUUAAUGGUGAGGGGCUGCUGGAGAGGAGAGACAGCAAGUCCACCCUAACUUGUUACACAGCACAUACCACAGGUUCUGGAAUUCUCAUCUUCGAACCUAGAGAAAUAGGUGCUAUAAACAGGGAAUUAAGCAAAAUGCUGGAUGCUAUAGAUCUUUUAAUUGUCUUAAUUUUUUUUCUAUUAUUAAACUACAGGCUGUAGAUUUCUUAGUUCUCACAGAACUUCUAUCAUUUUAAACUGACUUGUAUAUUAAAAAAAAAAAAAAUCUUCAGUAGGAUGUUUUGUACUAUUGCCAGACCCUCUUCUGUGAUGGGUAAUGCAUUUGAUUGUUUGAGAUUUUCUGUUUUUAAAAAUGUAGCACUUGACUUUUUGCCGAGGAAAAAAAUAAAAAUUAUUCCAGUGCAAAA